This is a messenger RNA of Bufo bufo (common toad), 3233 nucleotides long. RefSeq names its product AGBL carboxypeptidase 2 (gene AGBL2). Gene Ontology annotation, molecular function: zinc ion binding; metallocarboxypeptidase activity. The transcript has 22 exons. Gene Ontology annotation, biological process: proteolysis. The coding region runs from base 98 to 3034 and encodes 978 amino acids. NCBI's taxonomy places the organism in Eukaryota, Metazoa, Chordata, Amphibia, Anura, Bufonidae. The record is from RefSeq and is a predicted model, not a curated record.
GGAGGAGCAUGAAGCCGGGGGAGAGGCCGGUGAGGGGAGCGGGCGUCUGCUGAGGAGACUCCGGACUGUAUAACAUUAUUAGGUAAUUGCCACCACCAUGUGUCCGGCCCUGCAAACCAACAUGAGACCAGAGCUCCUAACCGAUCCCUAUGAGAGAUUCAUGCAACGUCACCUGAAGUAUUACGGGUAUUUUAAAGAAAAUAAAGCAAAAGAAGAAGACAUUUUAUUGCGCCCAGCACAGAGGAACAGAAGACAAGAAGAAGAAGAAGCUACGGACAGCGAUUCCGACAGACCGUCCUCUCUGGACGACCAGAAAAAGCUGAUUUACUCGUUGCUGCUGGAGAGUCCCGUGUUUAAAAGUCGGCAGAUUGUGUUUGAUAAGCAAGAGGGACAGGUCAUCCCACGUCUCAGCGAACCCAGAGAUUUGUUUUCCACCUCCAAAAAGAACGGUCUCCUAAAACCUCCGCGCUGGCCUACAGAGUGUGAAGUCAUUUCUGAGGCCAUCAGUCAUGUUGAGUGGCGACCUCCACAUCCAGAACUGUUCUACAGACCUACAAGGAAGGAAGCAUUGCCCUACGUUUCCUUUGAAGGGGAAGGCAAAGUGGUUUAUGAAAUCAGCCAAGGUUACAAGGGCUCGUACUUUACCGGUUCUCGUACUGGUGGGCGACGUUGCACAACUAAUAUGCCAACAUAUAUGGACGUGAAGAGUAACAAUGACUUGCAGUUUGAGUCACGAUUUGAAAGCGGUAAUCUCCAGAAGGCCGUGAAAGUGGGGGCAUACGAGUAUGAAUUGACGCUGCGCACCGACCUUUACACCGGCAAGCACACUCAGUGGUUCUACUUCCAGGUGAAGAACACCAGGGGGGGUAUUCCUUAUCGUUUCACCAUCACUAAUCUGAUGAAGAAAAACAGUCUGUACAAUGAAGGAAUGAAACCCUUGAUGUACUCUGAGCAUGAUGCUGUACUACGGGGGGAAGGAUGGAGAAGGGAAGGGGGAGACAUAAAGUACUACAGAAGUUCUCGUUCUCAGGAAGGUGCCACUCUCUACUGCUUGACGUGGACUUUCGAGUUCCCACAUAACAAUGACACCUGUUACUUUGCUCAUUGCUAUCCAUACACAUACUCUGAUCUGAGUAGAGAUCUUCAGAGGUGGACUUGUGAUCCUGCACGUUCCCAGUAUUGUAAGCUCCGGGCCUUGUGUAGGAGUCUGGCUGGGAACACUGUCUACUUGUUGACCAUCACUUCCCCCUCUAUAAACCCGGCAUUGGCAGUCAAUAAGAAAGCAGUGGUGGUGACGGCAAGGGUGCAUCCUGGAGAAACCAAUGGCUCAUGGAUGAUGAAAGGCUUCCUGGACUUCAUUCUGAGUGACUCUCCCGAUGCUCAGCUACUCAGGGACACAUUUAUCUUUAAAGUUAUUCCUAUGCUGAACCCCGAUGGGGUAAUUGUUGGAAACUACCGCUGCUCUCUGUCUGGGAGAGACCUAAAUAGAAACUAUAGGAGUAUGCUGAAAGAUUCCUUCCCAUCUAUAUGGCACACUCGGGCUAUGGUUAAAAGGCUGGUAGCGGAGAGAGAAGUUCUGCUGUACUGCGAUUUUCAUGGCCACAGUCGUAAGAACAACGUAUUCAUGUAUGGCUGUAACAACAAGGGUCAACCGGAGUCAAAGCUGCACGAGAGAGUCUUCCCUCUGAUGUUGAGCAAAAAUGCCCCUGAAAAGUUUUUUUUUAAGGGCUGUAAGUUCAAAGUGCAGAAAAGCAAAGAAGGAACCGGUCGAAUUGUCAUGUGGAGGCACGGCAUCAGAAACAGCUACACCAUGGAGUCCACAUUCUGCGGCUCCACACUCGCAGACAGAAAGGGCACACAUUUUACAACUGAAGACCUCAAAUCGAUCGGUCACCACUUCUGUGACACUCUGCUGGACUACUGCGAUCCUGACAACACUAAGUUCAAGGUCUGCUUGUCCGAGCUCCAUACUCUUGUGCAGGAGGAAAUUAAGGAGAAGUUGAAACGUCUUGGAAGAGAUGUCGAUUCGGACAUGAAUUUGAGCGAUAUUUCACUAUCAGACAUCGAGUCAAGCACCAGUGGAUCCAAUAGCUCAGAAUCUGAUGGACUUCCUGCACAUUUACUGCACAUAGCCAGUAAGUUUUCUCAGAAGAAAAAACGAUUGAGGUCUCGCAAGGAGAGGAACCACAUGUAUCAGAAACGCAGUUCCAAACACAAGCCAAAGUCACGUGACGAUACGGACGUUACUGAGCCAUCUAACCAAACGGCCAAAUCCACACCCUCAAAAAGUUCUGGCAAAAUAGAUCUAGAGAAAAAAAAACGGAAGGUGAAGUCCCAUGAAAGCUCCUUAUCACAACCUGAUGUGGUGCAGACAUCUACAGUGCAAAUGUCAGAAAAACCCACCCUUUCCUUCUCCCGCAAGCCAGAAUCUAUCUCUGUGAAGACCCAGCUGAUCAACAGACUCCCAACCUCCUUUGUUGGAGAUUUCUCCUCCAUUGAUCAUGUGUGUCCUCGUCAUGGCACGGUAAAGUCCCGUGAGCCUGCUGGUGGAAAUCGCCUUCCUCUCAUCAUUACAGUCAUUCAACGUGCCAACUUACCCCCGAUCUCCAAAGACGACUCCUCUAUCAAACAGCACCCACCACCUUUCCACGCCAUGCUCAAUUACAACAAUGACAAAAGCCAAGUAUCUGAUCACGUUCUGAAAAGAGAAAAGUCCUUUACAUCUCGGCCUCUUAUACCAGCUGUGGGAACAAAGCCAUAUAGUUUUGCAUCAACUCUGGAGAGGCAGAAACACUUAGAAACAUCUACAGUUGAUCUGCAGCUGAGCCUUAGUCCUGUGGUCCGGAGAAACAGCCGGCUGCGCCAGGAAUCACUGAUGGCUCUGGUGACUUCAGACUUUUUGGAUAACUUCCCGUCGAAAGCAAAGAAGGAUAUUUCAAACCCAGCAAGAUCAUUGCAAAAGAUUAAGAAGUCAGACUCCUUCACCACAAGCGCCUCAGAAGACAUGGCAUUUACCAAGCAUCCGGCAGUGUAAUAAGAGCUGCAUCCGAUUUUCUAAAACCACCCAAAUUCCCGGCAUCGGUAAGAACAGGCUGUGAAGACUAAAUCCACACAAGCUGCUGCGUUCAUCUCAAUCAUGCACACAUCUCCUGGUAUUGUUCUAAAUCAUUGCACUGACAAUACCUGUAUUCAGUUUGCUGUUAAAUACAUUUCUAUAAAGUAUUAUUUGUACG